Lactuca saligna is the source of this 2175-nucleotide messenger RNA. The record is from the annotation of a GenBank genome assembly. NCBI's taxonomy places the organism in Eukaryota, Viridiplantae, Streptophyta, Magnoliopsida, Asterales, Asteraceae.
AUUAUUUUUAAUAAACUCAAAGAUUAAUUUAAUUAAUACUUUUAAUAAUACAAAGAUAAGAAGGUUUAUAAAAUAAUAUCCAACAUAAUAUUGUUUCUAACCGAAGGAUUUCUAAAUUCUAUCUUCUUUUCAAAUCAAACAACAAAUACUUUUUGGAUUUUAGAUUCAAAUCCCUGAAAACCCUUAAAUAAUAAAUAGCGAUUAACCAAGAUUUAAACCUAACACUGAUCUUAUAAAACUAACUCGUUGAAAUAAUUUGCAUUUCUGAAUCGUGAUCUUAUCACAUCCAUUAAGUGCGGAAACCUAGGUUGCGUGCGUCAAUACCCAUACCCACUACCGCUUUCUUUAUGUUUGAGCAUUUUCUACUUUUGAUCCUCAACCAACUCCAGUUUUCUUGAUUCGGGGGCCAAAUUCCUCCGGCGAUUAGAUUUGUGGCUUGAUGGGGCGCCACGAAGACGAAAGAUUGCUCUUAGAAGGCAGACUUGUAGAGAAUGAUGACAGCUUAUACACUGGAGAUGGUUCAGUUGAUGUAAAAGGAAGGCCUGUUUUAAAAAGCAAUACAGGCAAUUGGAGAGCAUGCCCUUUUAUUCUUGGCAAUGAGUGUUGUGAGAGGCUUGCAUAUUAUGGAAUAUCUACAAAUCUUGUGAGCUACCUCACUAAAAAGCUGCAUGAAGGAAAUGCUGAAGCUGCUAGAAAUGUUACCACGUGGCAAGGCACAUGCUAUCUUACUCCCCUCAUUGGUGCUGUGUUGGCGGAUGCUUAUUGGGGGAGAUAUUGGACUAUUGCUGUCUUUUCAACUAUUUACUUCAUUGGAAUGUGCACAUUAACACUAUCCGCAUCAAUCCCAUCUUUAAAGCCCAUUGAAUGCGUAGGCCCCACAUGUCCUCCUGCCACACCAAGUCAAUACCUAUUUUUCUUCUCGGGACUUUACCUAAUUGCCCUUGGGACUGGAGGGAUCAAACCCUGUGUCUCAUCAUUUGGAGCAGACCAAUUUGAUGACACGGAUCCCAAAGAAAGGGGUUUGGGAUUCCGGCUUUGUUCAUGGGUGUUGCUAUUGAAAUGGAGCUUGCCCGUUCCCAUUGAUAGCUCGCUUUUGUAUGAAACUCCCGAUAAAGUGUCCGCGAUUAAAGGGAGUAGGAAAAUUGGUCAUACCGAUGAAUUGAAGUUCCUCGAUAAAGCCGCAAUUCUCACACCACACGAAACCACAACCGGAAACUACUCAAACCCAUGGAGACUAUGCACCGUAACACAAGUCGAAGAACUCAAAAUCCUAAUCCGAAUGUUUCCAAUUUGGGCAACCGGAAUCGUCUUCUCAGCCGUAUACGCCCAAAUGUCAACAAUGUUCGUCGAACAAGGCAUGAUGAUGGACACCAAAGUCUUCUCCUUCACAAUCCCCGCAGCUUCUCUCUCCACUUUCGAUGUCAUAAGCGUCAUCUUCUGGGUGCCCGUCUAUGACCGCAUCCUCGUGCCCGCUGCCCGAAAAAUCACCGGGCAGGGCCGCGGCUUCACCGAGCUUCAACGGAUGGGGAUCGGCCUCUUCCUUUCCAUUCUCUGCAUGUCCGCCGCCGCUUUGGUUGAAAUAAAGCGCCUCGAUAUCGCCGCCUCCCUCGGGUUAAUUGACGAAAAUACCCCUGUCCCGAUGAAUAUCCUUUGGCAAAUCCCGCAGUAUUUCCUCCUAGGGGCGGCGGAGGUUUUCACGUUUAUUGGGCAGCUUGAGUUUUUCUAUGAUCAGUCGCCGGAUGCGAUGAGGAGUUUGUGUAGCGCGCUUUCUUUGUUGACCACUUCGUUGGGGAAUUAUUUGAGUUCGUUUAUUUUGACCGUGGUCACGGUGUUGACUACGCGAAACGGGCGGGCGGGUUGGAUACCGGAUAACUUGAAUGAAGGGCAUUUGGAUCGGUUUUUUUGGCUUUUGGCGGGGCUUAGUUUUUUCAAUAUGGUGGUUUAUAUCUUUUGUGCCAAGAUGUAUAAGUCGAAGAAAGCGGCUUCUUAGGUUUGGUUUAGGUGCUUUUAUACAAAAAACAUUUUCGUUUUCAUUUUGUAUAAAACAAUGAUAUGUUUCUGGUACUUUUUACAUCCAAGUUGAAUUUUAUCAAAACCAAAGUUGUUAGAAACAGUGUAUUCGCAAAUCAAGGUAUUUCACAACAUCUUUUGAUCAUAAUCGUACAUUACCUUGAG